Molecule: messenger RNA, 1783 nt
Organism: Anolis sagrei ordinatus
Lineage: Eukaryota; Metazoa; Chordata; Lepidosauria; Squamata; Anolidae
Source: RefSeq, a predicted model, not a curated record
CUGAUCUGUUGAAACAUCAAGGGAGGCACCCAUGCAGGCUAGAAGGGAAAAUACGCCACACCCCUGGAGCCUGGGAAACCCAACCCUUAAUCCCAACUGCAAGGAUAUAAAGUGUCCCCUUGUGAAUCUCUUUGACGUUCCUGAAAUACGCGGAGUAGGAUCCUGAUUGUGCUGAAACCAAGAAGAUGAAAAUUGACUGGGGCAGGAUGCCAGCCAGGAUGAAACUGGCCUUCCUCUUUGCUGUGGCUUUGCUUCUUCCAGAUGUGUCAUCCAUGAGUGUCUACAGGUCUGUAGAGACAACUGCCGCCACAUCUGCCAGUGUGACAAGUGCACCAAAGGAAACUAACGUAGACAUCGAAGGAGAUUCCAGUGAGGUGGGGUUGACUCCACUUGAUGAUUCACCAGAAUUCUUUGCGUCUGUUUCACCAGUCACAGAAGAAUCGGGUACAACCUUACUAAAUAUUGGAAAAGAGGAAACCAAUGAGGAAACAGGAAUUAAUUUGAAAGAGAUUUCAGAGGAAAGUGAUGAAUUAGAAUCUAAUACUGCCGAAGAUGGAAACGCAGAUGGUUGGGAUGAACUAGAAGAACUAGAGGAUGCUGCCCUUGACCUGGUGAGACUCAUUGUCAAGAGAGAUGCUGAAGAAGAUGAUGAAGCAGAAGAACCUACACCAGAGACCGUUGAUGAGGAUGAUUUUUUAUUUUCAGACUUAGCCAGAGUCCUCAAGCCCUUAAUAAAAGCUUUUUCCAACUCAGAGUCUGGACCUCCAUCACCAGAUGAUUUCUUCUCUUGGUUGCCUGCUUUGAAGGACCUCUUGGAAUCCUCUAAGGAGCCUAGUGCAAGCAAACCACUAGCAAACACUGUGACUCGCCCAGCAAGAAUGUCCAGUUUCACUACUUUCCCAGAGCCAAAUCUGCAAAUCGCUCCAGCUUCACCACCUGAAGACUCAUCUGCAGAGCCAUCUGUAAAGCUAAGUGAAACGGAGGUUUUUCCAUCUCUGCCUGUUUUGGAGGAAGUGGCCACUUUUGUUCCACCAACAAUCCCCCUUCCCCCUCAGCCUAAGCCAAGCAAGCAUUAUCCUUCAGAUGCCCCAGCUCCUGAAGAUGUGUUUUAUUAAAGGAACACAAUUAAAUUGAAUUUUUAGCCCUGAGUUCGAAUCCCAACUGAGCUGUGAAACUCACUGGGAAAUCUAACACUAUCUUAUCUCAGGGUUUUGUAAAGAUGUCGGGAGAAUGGGGGUGCAGGCCACUUUGAGAAUAUUUGAGAAAAAAGUGGAAUAUAAACAUAACAAUGAAAUAAAAUAAUUUCUGGAGAAUGAGGAACUGUGUAUAAAAUAAGGAGAAUAACUGGGAACUUCUUCCUCAGGUGUCAUCUUGGGAUCUCCUACGUUUCCUGGUUUAUCAAUGGUAGAAAAUGUAAAUCAAGCAUAUGCUUUUAAUGCUCUGCUUUUGAGGCAAUGUAAAUAAUUCAAGAUCAAGCCUUUAAACUUGGGUGUAAGUGUUUACUUUUUGCACUGAGCACAAAUAAUACCCCUAUGAAGAAUAUAUUUUUUCAUAGGGGUAUUAUUUGGGCUCAAUACAAAAAGUAAACACUCACAUUAUUGGACAAAGGAGUAUUGCAUCUAGUUAACAUAAAAUAAUUGCAUUGCCUCCUUAGGUACAAUGAAGCUACAAAAUUCCCUCUUAUUUCUUGCAGGAAGCUAGUAGAAAGCCUGCUGCAGAUUUGUAAAGAGCCUUGCCAAGACCUGUAUGUUGUUAUGCUGUAAUAAAGCUCUUUACUGACCAA